AUGGUUCGACGUGAUCCUGUCGCGAAGCUUCCCCUCGUUGCUCGCAAAAACCUGCGCGAUAGCUUCGAAACCCCCAAGCAAGACAUCGAAGGCAGGCUGUCUGCGAUACUAGGCCAACCUUGGACUAUCAAGGUUGAUCCCCUAGCUCUUUACGCCUACGCUGAAGAGGACAGCUGGGCCUCAACCUCUCUCGGCGAUUUGAUUAUUAGUUAUAUUGAAGGUGCUGAAUAUCAAUUGAAAUACUUCAUUGAACGGAACGGAGAUGGAGCCAAAGAUGAAAUCAACGAAAUCUGCUCCGCACAUGUUCUGACCAUUGAUGUUGAUGAGACAAACACCGUCUACUACUGUGGAGCCAAGGUCUCCUCCCAGGGCGAGCUCGUCAUCCUGUUCAAAGCAGGGGAUCUUGGAACCAACACCAGCAACGCUCUUGAUUCCAACAACCUCACCAAGGCUCUGAACGAGGCCCCUUCAACCACGCGGCCCAUGAGCUACGUGGCGAGAGCCUCAAUCAGAAACGACUAUGAGUCGAACAUGAAAGACGUCCAGGAGAAGCUGAACAAGAUCCUCGGCCAGGAUAUCACCAUCGUCCCCAACUUCGAGGCCAAUUUUGAGAAGCUCAAGAGCAAGGCUGGUACUGACAGCAACUGGGAAGACAACUUUGGAAAUUUCCACUAUCUCUACUUCGAAGGUCUAGUCUCUCAGCUGCAGUAUGAUAAGUUCGGUGAAGAUGAUAUGCUUCAGGAGGCUCUCUUGGAGGUAAUGGAGAAGCGUGCUGUGCACUUCCGUAUUGUGGACCAGACCAAAAAGUCUUACAACGAGACUGUCGUCGAGGAUGGUAUUCUUUAUCUACAGGCUCCUCCGGCAGAGUUUGGCACCAAUGUCAGUCAGGUUGCAAACGAGUUGAUGAACAUGCUAUAA
Molecule: messenger RNA, 918 nt
Organism: Fusarium sp. VM40
Lineage: Eukaryota; Fungi; Ascomycota; Sordariomycetes; Hypocreales; Nectriaceae
Source: the annotation of a GenBank genome assembly